This is a messenger RNA of Botrytis sinoallii, 1564 nucleotides long. RefSeq lists its product as uncharacterized. Gene Ontology annotation, biological process: nucleolar large rRNA transcription by RNA polymerase I; transcription initiation at RNA polymerase I promoter. Gene Ontology annotation, molecular function: RNA polymerase I cis-regulatory region sequence-specific DNA binding. Gene Ontology annotation, cellular component: nucleus; RNA polymerase I upstream activating factor complex. The transcript is spliced from 5 exons. The record is from RefSeq and is a predicted model, not a curated record. Bases 473 to 1279 code for a protein of 268 amino acids. NCBI's taxonomy places the organism in Eukaryota, Fungi, Ascomycota, Leotiomycetes, Helotiales, Sclerotiniaceae.
AAAAACUUCAAAGAUUUCCUUCUUACAUUCAUACUCUGAUACUCAUGCCCAUAAGUUUUGUAGCCAUUUUGAUCAUAAAUUUAUUAAACACAAUACAAAUCAACCUUCAAAAUCAUCCAUCUAUUUCACCAUUAUCUUUUGGAGUGGAAUCUCUUUAUUCAUUCUUUUAGUUUCUCAUGGUUAAUUUUGUUAAUGCGACAACAAUAACAAUAAUAUUCCAACAUCAAACUUAUUAGCAUACCGGCAGAUAAAAGCCCCAUCGUUCUAUCCUUACUGCAAGUAAAGGAGGACUUCUAAUCAUUUUGUCUUUUCUGCUUCGGUUUGAGAUUCACUCUUUCACUUGAUACCAAUUGUAUUUUGCUACCUUCCUUAUCCUCCAGGAUUUCCUCUUCUAUCCCAUAUCCCCUCUCUCGCAGGUAGCACAACUUCUAGAAUCUGAUAUUGGUACAAGAGUUUUCCAACCAACAACACAAUGUCUUUAACCUCGGAAGAAAACUCAAAGUAUUCCAUAAUCAUUGAUAGAAUUCUCAAAGAGGGUGAUCUCAGUACUAUCUCUGCGAAACAGAUUCGUAAGGAUCUUCAAGCAGAAUUAGGAUUUGAUCUUUCCCAUCAAAAAGAUGCCGUUAAAGCUUUGAUCCUGGAAAGAUUUGACGAAGUCUCGAAACACACUCAGGAUGCAUCCACCCCUCCACCUGCGACCAAUGGACAUUCUAAGAGCGAAUACAUCAAAGAUGAAGGAUCGCACACUCCCACAUCAAAGCGGGAAGUUGAUGGUUCUGACGAAGAUGAGAAGCCAAAGAAGAAGAGACCGAAGCAGGAUGAGGAUGCGAAGUUGGCGGCUCUACUACAGGCGCAAGAAGACAGCAGGACAAGAUCGACUAGGGGCGGUGGAACGAAACGAAGCGCAGGCGUUAAGAAGAGCAAGAGUACACCCAAAGAAAAGAAAUCUUCAGCAAAGGUCAAGGCAACAGAUGAUAGUGACAUGGAGUUAGGUUCAGAUGGGGAGCCUAAAGAGGUCGUCAGAAAGGGCGGGUUUCAUAAACAAUAUAAUCUAUCGGCAGCUUUGGCAGAUCUUGUAGGGGAACCAACAUUGUCUCGGCCACAAGUUGUCAAGAAGAUUUGGGAACAUAUCAAAAGUCUUAAUCUUCAGGAUCCUAGCGAUAAACGACAAAUUAUAUGCGAUGAUAAGAUGCAAUUGGUUUUCAAAACGGAGAGAGUUCAUAUGUUUACCAUGAAUAAGCUUCUUGGUAAACAGCUGUACCCUGUUGAGGAGGAAUAGGAUACUUCAGUCAUUGGCAGUAUGGUGAUAAUACGACCGUUUUUCGUUUUCCAUGAGGGCGUUUUGGGGAAGGCAUUGCAUUGAAGUUUUGGGUAUCUAACUAGGUACUCGUAGUUAAGGGACGGCAUGAGUGAAUCCCAAGUUUUCGGGACCGCCAGCUCAGAAUUAUCUUUAUUCGUUAGGGACAGCGUCUUAUGGGUUUCUUAGAUGUAUGAAUCAUCUAUCAUUGACUAAUAAUAGACCCAAGAACCUGUCUCACAGUGACUUUGAACUUUAUUUGUCUAU